GCCGACGCUCUCCAUAAAUACGAGCCCCCAGUCUUCUCCUCUCCUCCUACGUGCAACCGCUCGCGAAAAGCCAGUGCGACACAGCGGCGGCGGCGAGAUCGUCUGCGUCUUCUUCGCCGUCGUCGUGGUCUCCGUUCUGCUUCGUUUUUUUACCGGUCUCCAUGGACAACAACGCCGAGGCAGCGAAUGACGGCGCCGGCGCCGGCGAGCGGCGGCGGCUGCCGGACUUCCAGCAGUCGGUGCGGCUCAAGUACGUGAAGCUGGGGUACCACUACCUCAUCACCAACGGCGUGUACCUCCUCCUGACGCCGCUCAUCGCCCUCGUCGCCGUCCACCUCUCCACGCUCACCGCCGGCGACGUCGCCGGCCUCUGGUCGCACCUCCGCUUCAACCUCGUCUCCGUCGUCGCCUGCACCACCCUCCUCGUCUUCCUCUCCACCGUCCGCUUCCUCACCCGCCCGCGCCCCGUCUACCUCGUCGACUUCGCCUGCUACAAGCCGCCGCCGGAGCGCCGGUGCAGCCGGGACGCCUUCAUGCGGUGCUCCAGGCUCGCCGGAUGCUUCACCGCCGCCAGCCUCGACUUCCAGCGCAGGAUCGUCGAGCGCUCGGGCCUCGGCGACGACACCUACCUCCCCGCCGCCGUGCUCCGGGAGCCGCCCAACCCGAGCAUGGCGGAGGCGCGGCGCGAGGCCGAGGCCGUCAUGUUCGGCGCCGUCGACGACCUCCUCGCCAAGACCGGCGUGAGCGCCAAGGAGAUCGGCGUCCUCGUCGUCAACUGCAGCCUCUUCAACCCGACGCCGUCGCUGUCCGCCAUGGUGGUGAACCACUACAAGCUCCGCGGCAACAUCGUCAGCUACAACCUCGGCGGCAUGGGCUGCAGCGCCGGCCUCCUCGCCAUCGAUCUCGCCAAGGACCUCCUCCAGGUGCACCGAAACUCGUACGCGCUCGUCAUCAGCAUGGAGAACAUCACGCUCAACUGGUACUCCGGCAACGACCGGUCGAUGCUGGUGUCCAACUGCCUCUUCCGGAUGGGCGGCGCGGCGAUCCUGCUGUCGAACAGGUGGUCGGAGAGGCGCCGGUCCAAGUACGAGCUGGUGCACACGGUGCGGACGCACAAGGGCGGCGACGACAAGUGCUUCGGUUGCGUCACCCAGGAGGAGGACGGCGAGGGCAAUGUCGGCGUCGCGCUGUCCAAGGACCUCAUGGCGGUCGCCGGCGACGCGCUGAAGACGAACAUCACGACGCUGGGUCCCCUCGUCCUGCCGCUGUCGGAGCAGCUCCUGUUCAUGGCGACGCUGGUCGCCAAGAAGCUGCUCAAGAUGAAGAACGUCAAGCCCUACAUCCCCGACUUCAAGCUGGCGUUCGAGCACUUCUGCGUGCACGCCGGCGGCAGGGCGGUGCUGGACGAGAUCGAGAAGAACUUGUCGCUGGGGGAGUGGCAGAUGGAGCCGUCACGGAUGACGCUGUACAGGUUCGAAAAACACGACCUGGUUUGGGAACACGUCGAGCAGCUCGCUGUGGUACGAGCUGGCGUACAGCGAGGCGAAGGGGAGGGUGAGGAGGAGGGACAGGGUGUGGCAGAUCGCGUUCGGGUCCGGGUUCAAGUGCAACAGCGCGGUGUGGAGGGCGCUCCGGUCGGUGGACCCGGAGGAGGAGGCGCUGAAGAAGAACCCGUGGAUGGAUGAGAUCGAUCGGUUCCCCGUGGUUGUUCCCAGGGUGUCCAGGAUUUCAACCGACUGAGCUUGAAUAGAUUAAUUUGGUGCUCCUUUGGAAUUGGCACUUUUGUUAGGUGGAUGCACCAAGGUGAUUACGGAUUGUUGGGUUUUGUGGUACUUGCAAAUUGUUUUUGAUCUUUUAAUCUAUUGUUAGGGUAGGAACAGGAGUGUGUUGUUGUGUCUGUCUUGUGGUUGUACGUUCACCACUUCAGCUUGGGUGUGUGAUCAGUCCUCCAAAUUUUCUGAUUAUGGACCAAAUUUGGCGAAUUUUGAUUGGACGACAUCUUUUGUGUUUCUUAUGAGA
This is a messenger RNA of Oryza sativa Japonica Group (Japanese rice), 2019 nucleotides long. RefSeq names its product 3-ketoacyl-CoA synthase 11. The record is from RefSeq and is a predicted model, not a curated record. NCBI's taxonomy places the organism in Eukaryota, Viridiplantae, Streptophyta, Magnoliopsida, Poales, Poaceae. Gene Ontology annotation, cellular component: membrane. Gene Ontology annotation, molecular function: acyltransferase activity, transferring groups other than amino-acyl groups. Gene Ontology annotation, biological process: fatty acid biosynthetic process.